Oryzias melastigma (Indian medaka) is the source of this 10315-nucleotide messenger RNA. RefSeq names its product neuron navigator 1. Gene Ontology annotation, biological process: neurogenesis; nervous system development; neuron migration. The transcript is spliced from 33 exons. Bases 1304 to 8113 code for a protein of 2269 amino acids. Gene Ontology annotation, molecular function: ATP hydrolysis activity; ATP binding. The record is from RefSeq and is a predicted model, not a curated record. NCBI's taxonomy places the organism in Eukaryota, Metazoa, Chordata, Actinopteri, Beloniformes, Adrianichthyidae. Gene Ontology annotation, cellular component: microtubule cytoskeleton; axon initial segment.
AACCAGCAGGAGGCCGACCCUUGAGUCCUGGAGUUGGACACCCCUGCUUUAGAGUAACCAAUUAACCUAUAAAGCAUGUUUUUAGACUCUGGGAGGAAGCUGGAGAGCCUGGAGAAAACCCAUGCAUGCAUGGGGAGUCCACACAAAAACGUCCAAGUCAGGACCUUCUUGCUGUGAGUGCUGAGCAUUAGGGGGUAGGGGUGUAGGAAAGAAAUCGAUUCUGUGAUAUAUUGCAAUAUUUCAUUUGGCAAUACUUCUAUCGAUUUAAAAUGCUAACAAGGCGAUAUUUAAUUAAUUAUUUAUGAGCGUCCUUCAUCGUCUUACUUUUGUUUUCCAUUUGAACCUCCGACCACUAGUUGGCAGCACAGCCCACUCUGAGCAGCUCCACACCAGAACAACAAGAUCUCACAAGAAGCAGCUUGUGUUAAAUGUUCUGUCUCAUUGGUUCAGUCAACCUCGUGGUUAUUGUUGUUAUGAGACAUGUACUACUUAGUAUGACUUUUUUUUCUAAGUAAUACUCUUAAAAAAAAAAGAAAAAAUUGUUCUGGUACAGUCUUGGGAUUUAUAGCGAUAUGUAUCGUAUCACAACACAUGUUUCACGAUACGUAUUGUAUCGCCAGAUUCUUACCAAUACACACCCCUACUAAGCAUUGCUCCCUAAGACUACAGCAUUUACCAUUUAUGGUAUAAUGACUGGAGUACUGUAGAAUCAAGGCCUGUCCUAUAAAAAAAAAAAAAAAAAAAACUAGAAGCCCACCCUCAGCACAAAUCACCUGAUUUAUGAUUUAUUUGUUUUAUGGCUUCAUUCUAAUGUAAUGGCAUUGAUUUUUCCUUCUGUUUUCCAGACAGUCAACAUGUUGGAUCCCACCCUCCCCACCAGACAAUCUUCCAUAUGCCCCUCAGUGUGGCAGUGAGACAAGUGUCCCAUUGUCAAAGGCAGCGUCUGUCAGGGGGAGGGACGUGCCUUGGGCAACAUGUGAAGACCAGUUAUGAUAUUAACCCCCCUGCCCUCAGCACACCCUCUACGCUGACGCUUGUACACAGCUUCCCCCUAAUCCUCUUUUGCAAGUCACUUCCCGUUUUCACGAGACUCUGAGACAAAGCAGCAAAUCAUCUUCCUGUCUUGGUGAAUGUGGAGGCUUGUGAGCCAAUGGAAGGGCAGCGGUGAGGAUGCAACUGUGAUCCAGGAAAAAACAGCCCAUUGUUCCUGAGACGUCGGAGAAGUGUGAUCUCCCUCCUGGCGGCUCUGCCUGCUCGCUCCAACAGCAUACCGAGGAACUGUGCAGCCCAUUGACAAGUCAGGAUGAGCGGGGUAGUCCACGUGAAGACGCUUCCCUGUAAGCCGUCCUCAUCAGGAAUCCCCCUCCCCAACAGCCUUCUGCCCUCGUCUCCAAGAUCAGACCCCCGUCGGAGGGCAUGCAACCUGCCUAAACCUUCCAUGCACACCCCCACACACACGCCUUCACAGUCCCCUCUACUCAAUCCACGAAACUCCACAAACUCAGGCCUUUCACCCAGAACCCACCCACGAGGUUCUGCUCAGAAAAGUCAGCUCUUCCAGAGAAAAGCAGCUCUCCCUGUUUCUCAAGUCUCACGUUCUGCCUACAGCAGCCCCCUGACCCAUCGCAGAGCACCACCUCACGCCAAAGACUCUCUGGAUCUGGGGAAGCAGACACCUGCUUAUAUCCCAUCACAGUUUCUACACGAUGGCAACUGUAACACAAGUGAUUUGAUCAACAAGAACCAAACUCUGGGGCCCAACACGCUGCCUUUACCACCACACUUGAAGCGAGAAAACAACUUUAUUCCCCUGGUCCAGGAAGGGAAGGGGAAAGAUGCUCAAGCAAAACACCCGCCUUGGUCCUCCACGGUGAACAACGGAAACAUUCAGCCCUCUGGGUCUAAGCCGAGACAGCCGAUCAGAGGUCGCAGCGACUCCAGCAGCCAAUCAGACGAGGAGAUGGAGUCUCCUGAGGACUGCAGUCCACUCUCUCUUCCUGAUCCACUCAUUAUGUGCAGCGCUCCAAUCAUGUCCAGCGUUCAUUCACUGGAUCACAGCCUACAAAGAGAGGAGGCGGAGGCGCAAGGGGCCAGAGUCAACAUGGCCACCGUCGCUCCCUUCAGCUUUAGGCUGCAUAUACAGGAGAGGGACUUCUCUCUGGAGGAACUGAGUGACUGCUCAUCUGGAUCCAUAGAAGUCUGCUGUGACGACCUCACACAAGGAGGGAUGCUGGAGGCUAAUGUAGCUAGCAUUAGCAUGACGGCUAAACCCAGAGAGUUGAACCUCAGGUCUGCAGCUGGAUCCUGCCAGGGUUCUUCAGCUCCGGCCAUGGCUUUCAGGAAGCCACAAACGAAGCCUUCAGCUUUGCCUCAGGGGCCUUCCCGUUCUUCUGGUCCAGAGCUCAAAGUUUACCGACCUUCCUCCGGGUCCAUCCCCAUUCCAAACCCCAAUGUGUCCGGGCUCCGCAAACAGCGAUCCCUCGGCAACUUGUGUGUGCUCACCGACGCCGAGAAGAAGCUGCACCUGUACCAGUCUCCUCGGUGGAAUGAUGAUACCAGCCGGCCUGGUACCGGGAUCAGCAAAGCGGGCCAGAGCAGGACAGGUCAAGCAGGCACUGGGAGACAGCCACUUUCUCGGACACUCUCCAAGUCCGAACAAUCUCUGUUUCAGGGAAAGCCAAAGUCCUACUGCGCCCCAGUGAUGCCUUCAAGUGUGGGCAAGCCGAGCCGGAUCCCAGCGCCCGGCAAACCGCGAGGGCCCUAUGCUGAGGUCAAACCCAUCAGUAAGGCAGGUGAAGGUGGCCAGAGCUCAGACACAGAUGCGUCUGACCUAUCCUCCAAAGCAAACACUAAUGGACCUGCAAGCAUGGAAACUAAUGGCACAAAGAAUGGAGACAAGGGGAGGCCUGGAUCUCUAUCAGAGGAAAAGAAAGAGAAGAAAGGGACAGAGGCAGAAGAUGACAAAGGCUUUCUAAAGGUGGAUCCAGAACUGGUUGUGACAGUUCUGGGAGACUUGGAACAGCUGCUCUUCAGCCAAAUGCUGGAUCCAGAGUCUCAGAGGAAAAGGACAGUGCAAAAUGUUCUGGACCUUCGACAGAACCUUGAGGAGACCAUGACCAGCCUCAGAGGAGUCCAGCUGAGCCACAGCUGUGUGGAGGGCAGCAUGGGCUACGACAGCGAUGAAGCUGCUGCCUUCUCCGUAUCCAGCCUGUCAAACCGCUCCUCUCCACUGUCCUGGCGCCACGGUCAAGCCAGCCCCCGUCUGCAGGCAGGUGACGCUCCGUCCACGGGUAACGCCCCGUCAGACGUUCCCCUACGGAUCAGCCACACCUCGCGGAUCCACUUAAUCGAAGCUCUGGAGGACUCGGAUCCAUCACUGCUAAAGGGAGAUUACCUCAAUGACAGCGAUUUUGGUGGGAAGAGCCCAAAAGAGGACGAUGAAGAUGAUGAUGACGAUGAUAUCGACGAUCUGGAAAAUGGCUGGGAUGAGAGCAGUUCCAUCAGCAGUGGGCUGAGUGACGGUUCAGACAACCUGAGCUCCGAAGAAUUCAACACAAGUCCAACUCUCAACUCCCUUCCUACCACUCCCAUUGGCUCCCGCAGAAGCUCAACCAUUGUGAUGCGCACGGAUGCAGAGAAGAGAUCAUUGGUCGAGAGUGGUCUGUCCUGGGACUCUUAUGAUAACAAGUCUGGCUGCAAGAGUGAAACCAGCGGCUCCUAUGACACAAGAAGUCUGAAGUCUGAAUCUGGCAGUAAGUGGAAGAAAACCAGGCCACAAGGGGACAAGCUGGAAGGAGGGAAAGGUGAACUGAAGAGACCCCAGACAGUAGGUCUUGGGUUGAAGAAAGGAAGAAACCCACCUGUGGGAGUCACGUCACCGAUCACCCACACAUCUCAAACCGGGCUCAAAGUUGCAGGUACAGUCAAGUCAGAUGGGAAGCCCAUGGAUAAAUCUCGUUUAUCCGUGAAGGCUUCAGGACUUCAGCGUUCCUCCUCUGAUGCUGGUAAAGAGCAACGGAAUGGCAACGGAGCCGGUGAGCAUCGGAAACCUCCCACCGGACUGGUCAAGUCCUCCAAUGGGGGAAACUUUGGCUUCAAGAGGCCCACUUCCGCUACCAGCAACGGCACAAACAACGCCACUGUGCCCACCGUCACAAGCACGAGCAUCAGCUCCAUACCCAUCGGCUCAGCAAGUGCUGGGAAGACCCCUAAAACAUCCGGCAUCCCCAUCAAACCAAGUGUAGGAAGUUCAGGGCGUAAGACGAGUUUGGAUGUUUCCAACACUGACCACAGCGGGUUUCUAUCUCCAAGCGCAAGAACUUCUCUCCAAUACCGCUCUCUUCCUCGGCCGGCCAAGACGAGCACUCUGACUCUGACUCGACCAAGCUCAGCUCGGCCCAUCAGCACCAUGGACACGAGCUCUGGCCUCAUCAAGCCUUCCACAGUAACACAGCAGGGCUCGAGGCUUAAGGAGCCUGCCUCCGGACUUCCCUCUGGAACAGGGUUUAGUAAGGCAGCGGGGCGUGGGAUCCCGAGUCCUGGUCCUGUCAAUCAGACAGACAGAGAGAAGGAGAAAGAAAGAGCCAAAGCUAAAGCUGCUGUAUCGGACUCAGAGUGUGGAAGUGGGUCUCUGAAGGGAACGUCUUCAGAGAAUAGUGUGAAGCUGCACGGCCUGAGACCUCCUAGCAGCAAGGGAAUGGACGUGUCCUCACCCAGCACACACAGAGUGUCUGGGGUGCGCAGCCUAGUAAAGCCCCCAUCCAUAGCCCAGCUUGACAAGUUGAACUCCAACAACCCGGAGUCCGAGGUACAGGACACUCCAAAGAUCCCCCCGUACUCCAAGCUUCAAGACCUCUCCACCUCAACAAUCAGCUCCUGCCUGACCCCCAGCCCCGCCCCUUUACUCAACGUGAACUCCUCAGCCUGCUUCUCCAGCAAAAGCAUAGGACUAGGCCCAAGGCAGGCCACCUCCCUUGGGGUCGAGGAAAAUGAAGAGAGAACCUCUCCACUUCUCUACCCUCGAAUGUCUGGGCUGCAUCGUAGUAUGGAGUCUCUGCCUCUCCAGAUGAGUCUGGCCCCACAAUCCCAGGAGAGAGACAAGGAGAGAGGGAGGGACAAUUUGGUGAGAGGUUACACCACCUUAGAGUCCCGAGACAAAGGUUUACAGGAAGACAGAGACCCUCCCUCCAGCUGGAGCUCUGGAGGCAAAGUUUCAUCGACUGUCAUAGACAGUUCACAAAAGGACAGGAAUACACUGCCAAAGAAGGGUUUAAGUUUCAACGGCUCCUCUCAGGCUGAGGAGGAAGGGAAGGAGAAAGGAGAAAGGAGGCACUCCCAUACUGUUCUCAGUAUGACCGACUCACUUACUCUUCCAUUACUGUCUUCCCCCACCUCCCUACCCCGCACCUCAAAGACCAGUAUGGUGUCCAGCCCUGUUGGUGGACCUCCCAGGAUGACUCGAUCCAACAGUAUUCCCACACACGACCCCACCGUGGAGCUGUAUGGUGCAUCGCCACUGGGCAGCUCGCUGUCGCUGAGUGAACGUCCACGCAGCAUGGGUAUGGUUCGCUCUGGAUCCUUCAGGGAUAGGGAACCCAAUGAUGACGUUCACGGAUCAGUGCUCUCCUUGGCAUCCAACGCGUCCUCAAGUUACUCCUCGGUGAGUGUGGACAGCAUGCAGAUUCAGGCUGAGGAAAGGAUUCAGGGAGAGCAAAUCCGGAAGUUAAGGAGAGAGUUGGAAUCGUCGCAGGACAAGGUGUCCAACCUGACCAGCCAGCUGACGGCAAAUGCAAACCUCGUGGCGGCCUUUGAGCAAAGUUUGGCGCUGAUGACAAGUCGACUCCAGAGUCUGUCGAUGAGUCACGAACAGAAGGUGUUCAUGCAGGACUCCGAGUUGAUGGAAUUGCGUGAGACCAUCGAGGCUCUGAAGGCCAAGAACGAGGAAGCCCAGGCUGUAAUUCAUGGCGCCCUGAACAACCCAGAAAACCCAAAAGAUCUGCGGAUUCGACGUCAGAACUCAUGUGAGAGCAUAUCGAGCUUAAACAGCCUGACGAGUAUGUCAAGUGUGGGAAGCUUAAAGGAUCAAGAUGCCAAGAAGAAGAAGAAGAAGAGCUGGCUGAGGAGCUCCUUCAACAAGGCUUUCAGCAUUAAGAAAGGCUCCAAAACCUACUCAGACAUUGAGGAAAUCACCACCCCGGACUCCUCAGCUCCCAACUCCCCUAAGAUGAGUCACGAACUGGGUGAAGCCGACGAGAAUCCAGCUUCAUCCCUUAAAACAUCAGCCUCCACUACCUCUUCAGUAAUCAUGGAAACGGCAGAUGAGGGAGAUAGUGGAGACACUGCAAUGUCAGAGCUACGCUCAGAGCUCCUGGAGAAAGAACGGAAGCUCACGGACAUCCGACUUGAGGCCUUAAGCUCCGCCCAUCAGCUGGAGCAGCUCCGGGAAGCCAUGAACAACAUGCAGUCAACCGUGGAGAAUCUGAGGGCAGAAAACGAUCACUUGAAAACAGGAAGUCAGCCCCAGCUGCCCGGCUCCGGUCCCACCUCCUCCACCUCCCAACCUUCAGGCCUGGCCUCUCUGCUGGGGCCCUCGACGAGGCAGAUGAUGAGCAUGUCCCUCACAAAAUCCUUCAGUUUAAGCCUGAAUGAUUGUAAAGAUCCAGAUGUUUCUAUAGCCGAUCUGCCAAGUCCGUCAUCUCAUCAGGGUGAAGGGCAGAGGGCAAAGGUUCUGGUCCGUGUUGGAGAUCAAAUAGAGGACAAGACUCGGCAGCUUCAGUUCUACCUGGGCUCGGUGCCGGUCACUUCCAGGACUGACUGGGCCUCUCUUGAUUCCCUCGUCACCAGAACCUUCAAAGAUUAUUUAAAUCAAGUGGAUCCAACAUCAAGUCUCGGUUUAAGUGCUGACUCACUCCACAUGUACCAGCUGGCCCACGGAGAGCACCGACUGAUAGGAGAGGAAAAACCCCAAACUUCACCGUAUCAGUCCCUCGGCCACAUUCCCAAUCAAAUUCUAGUCACUUUAAAAGGUCUCAGAGAAAACUGUGUCGACUCUCUGGUGUUUGAGACCCUGAUCCCCAAGCCCAUGAUGCUGCACUACAUCAGCCUGCUGAUGAAGCACAGGCGUCUGGUUCUGUCUGGACCCAGCGGGACCGGAAAGACAUAUCUGGCCCAGCAUCUGGCCCACUACCUCCUGCAGCGGAGUCGGAUGGACUCGUCUGAGCCGAGCGUGCCGGGUCACAGCAGUGCUGUCACGUUCAACAUGCAUCGGCAGUCGCAGAAGGAGUUGCAGUCGUACCUGUCAAACCUAGCAAAUCAGGUCGACAGAGAAAGUGGAGCAGAGCUACCGCUGGUUCUGAUCAUAGAUGACAUAAGUGAUCCAGCAGCCAUCACUGAGCUUGUUAACGGGGCUCUCACCUGCAAGUAUCACAAAUGUCCUUAUAUCAUUGGCACGACCAACCAGCCAGUGAAGAUGACCUCUAACCACGGUCUGCACCUCAGCUUCAGGAUGGUGAUGUUCUCCAACAAUGUGGAGCCUGCAAAUGGAUUCCUUCUGAGAUACCUGCACAGAAAAGCUGUGGAGGCCUACCAGAACGAGGAGCUGAAUUCAGCACAACGCCGGGCUCUCCUUCACGUUCUGGACUGGAUCCCUCAGCUGUGGUACCACCUGCACACUUUCCUGGAGAAACACAGCACAUCAGACUUCCUCAUAGGUCCCUGCUUCUUCCUGUCGUGUCCUGUAUCGGUGGCAGAGUUCAGGCAGUGGUUCAUCGACCUCUGGAACCACUCCAUCAUACCGUACCUACAGGAGGGAGCUAAAGACGGCAUCAAGGUCCACGGUCACAAAGCGGCGUGGGAAGAUCCUGUGGAGUGGGUGAGAGGGACCCUCCCCUGGCCUAACGCACAGCAGGACCAGUCCAAGCUCUUCCACCUACCUCCCCCCAGCAUCGGCCCAGCCAAUGAAGAAAAGAAGCCUCCUAAAGAUACACCUCCACCCAGCACACUGGAAUCAGACCCUCUAAUGGCCAUGUUGCUGAAGCUGCAAGAGUCGGCCAACUACAUCGAGUCUCCAGAGAGAGAAGGCAGCCUGGAUCCCACUCUGCAGGCUGCUCUCUGAAAUGACGUCCAAUAAAUCUUCGAAACCACAGACUCUAAAGUGUUGCAGACACAAGUGCUGGCCCAGUGAGAAUAAAAAAGACUUGGCGACGAGCUCUUCAAAGUGCUCAGUGAGCACUUUGAAAGUUAAAUGGAAAGCUGGUGAUGCCGGGUUAACUUGUGCUACUGUCACCACAAGAGGAAAGAAGCUGCUUUCAUUGGAAGCUGUGUUGAUCACACUAGAGAAAGACGAGACUUUCCUCCAGAUGGGUUGUUUUUGAAUCGGAAGAUGCAUGGUAACCGGGGUGAUAUGAUGCAAGGUAAUCUAUACAAUCCUGCUGCUCAUGACUUAUUUGAUCCCUUAAUAUUCAGCUUCCACAACCCUCACAUCAACUGGUGCUCACAGUUUUUCUUUGAAGACUCAUUUUUAAUUUCAGAGAUUAACUCGCCUGAGUCUGGACACUCCCCCUCCAUCUCCCCACAGACAGAGCCAUUAUCUAGAAUGCACUUUAUUUUCUACUCGUAAUAAUUGGAUUUCAGAGGGCUGCGUUAGUGACCGUAGAGCAGGGGAAUGUCAGUGAAUUUACCGGAAUGUGCAGUUCAAGGGUGAAUCCUCUAGGUGGCAGUAUCCUCACACAUCUGCCUCAGUGCUCUCCUGGGCUUUGAAGGUGCUCCAUAGAAAUUCAGGCACACUCAGAAGCCACAGAUGUGAACACAGCCUUGAAUGUGUUGUUUCUGUUCUGCUCAGAUGUGUUGUUGUUAAUCAAAAAAUAAAAACAAAAAAAUGUGGGACUUUGGCGUUAGAGGAAGGUGCAUCGAUCAAUGAAAGGAAAAAGAAAUGUCCACAUCACUGGAAUUAGCAAACUCGUUUACUGACCUUAUAAGUAAUAAAACCCAACAAAGAAAGACCGCAACUGCUUUAUCAAUGUUACCUUCUCUAGCCGAGCUUGCAUUCAGUGUUUUCUGUGUUUAGAUCACUUUGAAACACAAAAACUUGUAAUAACUGAAGAUGCAGCUUUGAAAGUCUUGAUAUUCUUAAUGUUUUUUUUUUGUUUGUUUGUUUUUUACUGAGUCAUUGUCAAGUAUGCGCAAAAAAACUUGACUCACCACAGGGUCUGAGACUCUCUGGCACCAUUGUUUACUGUUUUGAACAUCCUUCCUCUUUUUCCUUUAUAUCAUGUCAUAGUGGUACCUGAGAAAUGUCCACUUCUGAUCAUUUUUUGAGGCUACAAGAAAGGCUAAAUUUGAAUCCAGAGGCUUCCUUCUUCCCAUCGCUAAAGAAUUGUGAGAAAAAUCAUAGAUUGCAGCAUUUUUUUUUCUCGCAUUUUGACUGUUAUUGGGAUAAAACUUCUGGUUGCAGAGAGAUUGGUGCCCUUUGACCUUGAAGUACCUUAGACUGCCAUAUUAUAUCCAAAUGUCCCUCUACGUUCCUUUGAGCUCCGAGAAGUAGAGUCGUGAUGCCUAAGUCUGCCUGUGCCUGAAACAGUUUGGCCUGUCACUGCUCAUGUCGACCUUUGGAGGCCUCCAUUUAGACUUCACUCCACUUGACUUUCUCUUCUCCACUCCAACGCCACUCUUUACACCUUGAUGUCCAUAUAUGGUGUGUAGAUUGGGGUGUUGGACCUUUAACAGGUGGAUAAGCUGUUACUAAAGAAGUGUUGCAUACCUUUGCAGUGAAUGAGAAUGUUUUCCACAUCUGGGUCUCUUGUGUGCAUUUCAUCAAAAACUAUUUGACAUCAUGGAGAACGUGCCUGGGACUGACGAGCAGAACUAGAGCCGGUUUUAGACUCAGAUCCCUAUUAUGUUUCCAAAAAAGUUUCAUAGGACCUACCACGCUCAAACCUUACUGCGAGAAAGAUUUUUAAAAACCAGUUCCUCUUUGAAUUCUUUUUACAAGCAUACCAAUGUUGUUUUCUUAUGCAAAUAUUUGUAAAGCUUUCUUUCUCUUUUGUACAUGACACAUCACUAUUGUAAACAGUGUAAAUAAUGUCACUGCAUCUGCGACAACAAUCACGAAAAGUAGAUCUAACAAGGCUGGCCCCUGUAUGCAGAAAAUGGGCUUCCCUUUUGGUUUUACUGUCUUCCUCCAACUGGAAGAAGCAUUUGGCUUAAAAGUUGGCUAAAUAAUGGUUGUACAGCAUGACUCUAUACCCACAUCAAUUCCCCUAUGUCUGACAUAAAGCUAUGGACAUAAUAAAAUCAUGCCAUUGUUUGCACAAGUGUC